UCUAACCUAUUUAACUAGCUCUUCUCUUGCUUCCUUCUCCUUCAACAUACCUUCUUCAUCACCAUUUCCAUUUUUAUUCAUUCUCUUUUCACUUUUCUCAUUUCUACUGUCAUUUCAUUUUAUAUCUAUCUUCUCUUUUGUUUUCCAUUUUGAUUUUUUCAGCUAUGACCACCAUUUGUUUUGAUCAACAUCAAGACAAACUUUAUCAUCAUCUUCUUUCCCCCAAAAGUCCCACCAAACCCUUCAAGGAUAUUGAGGUUCCUCCUAGGAAAUUUCUUCUAAACAGCAAGAAACUGUUACACCAUAAUCAUCAUCCAGAAAUCAAUAAUAUGUUUUUCCCUGAGGAAUUUACCAGUCUUCACAAGUUCUUGCCUUUCAACAAUACUGAUGCUGAUUCUGACGCUGACUCUGAUUCCGAUCCUUAUGCCUCCGAUCAUUUUCGCAUGUACGAAUUCAAGAUCCGUCACUGUACUCGUAGCCGUAGCCAUGACUGGACUGACUGUCCUUUUGCUCAUCCUGGCGAGAAGGCUCGUCGCCGUGAUCCUCGAAGGUUUCAUUACUCUGGAACUGUUUGUUCUGAGUUCCGUAGGGCAGGUGGGUGUAGCCGUGGAGAUGAUUGCGAGUUUGCUCACGGAGUCUUUGAGUGCUGGCUCCAUCCUUCACGAUAUAGAACCGAAGCUUGCAAAGACGGCAAGAAUUGUAAACGAAAGGUGUGUUUUUUCGCUCACUCUACUCGUCAGCUUCGCAUUUUGCCGGAGAUUUCAUCACCUCCAAAGUAUAGUCACCCUCUCUCCGGCAAUUCUCCAUUGAAUAAUCAUUGUUGCAUGUUUUGCCAUCAUUCUGUAAAUUCCUCUCCAACUAGUACUUUGUUGGGUAUGUCUCAUUUGUCACGGUCACCGUCUCUUUCACCGCCAUUGUCGCCGGUGAAUCAAGGAUUCUCACCCAUUUCUCGGUACAUCGAGCGUUUGACAAAGUUCAGUAGUACAGCCGAUGCGGCCAUGAGUUACAAAGAUGUGCUUACUGAGCUGAUGAUUUCUUUCGAUGCAGUGAAUUUCAAUGAAGUUUCUUCUCCUUUGUCUGUCCCAAGUGGUAAUAGCAUGAACAGUAAUGGUCCUUGGAUUGAUGCAAAUUCUUUUAACAUUGAAGAUCAGCAACAGUUUAUUCUUUCUCCUUCAACUCCAAACCCAUCAGGAUCACUCAAUCCUUUUGGUGGGGAUUGUUCAACCAAACAUUUGCUUGAUGAUCAGCAGAUCAAUGACAUUAAUGGUGGGCAACUGGGUUGUCCGGAUCCUGAUCUGGGUUGGGUGAAUGAGCUCUUGAUGUAGAUGAAGAAGAUGUUUCAUGCAUGCCUGCACCAGCCGUAUAUACAUAUAUAUAUGUGAUUUGGUGUAUAGUAUCAUUGUUCUUUAUUGUUUUGCCUGUGCUUAAUUUCCUUGUUGAUGUCUUCUUAUUUUUCCAAGUAUUUUUGUUGUUUAAAGCUCUCCAAGGUCUGCAGUGGAGCAAAAUUUGAUAUCUUUGUUUCAUAUACCGACUGUUUUUUAGCAUUUUGUUGUCAUCUCUCUGUUAAGUGGUGAGAGAUCUGAUCUUUGUUUCAAUGUACUAACUUGAACUGUAAGCAAGGUGUGAUAAUGAAGAAUCUUUCUCUUUCUUAA
Mangifera indica (mango) is the source of this 1652-nucleotide messenger RNA. Its product is annotated as zinc finger CCCH domain-containing protein 2-like. The transcript has a single exon. Bases 165 to 1325 code for a protein of 386 amino acids. The record is from RefSeq and is a predicted model, not a curated record. Gene Ontology annotation, molecular function: metal ion binding. Lineage: Eukaryota; Viridiplantae; Streptophyta; Magnoliopsida; Sapindales; Anacardiaceae.